AUGGGCUAUGAAGAGAGGUCCCGAUUGACACCAUUUGUACCAUUACUAGCGAUUAAUUCUGUGUCCGAAGUCUACUUGGGUAGCUGCAUCUUCAAGGAUGAUGGGUACACUGGAUACGCCUUCGAUCCAGUGGUGAAAUGCUACAGCACAAACUUGCGGAAAUUGUGUAUAGAAUCCUCUGUCGCUGGCCCAGAGGAGCUAUCACAGCUACUAUCGCGAAUCCCAAACCUGGAGAUCUUUGAGUUUUCUCAUGAAACCAAGUGGCAUGGCUGCGGUUAUAACUGGAACGUUGGUGCAUUUUUGGAUACGGUGCAAAAUAUCUGUGCAAAGACACUCAAGGAAUUGUCGGUCACAACUCUCACAGAGUGGUGUAAUAGAGGGGCAACACUGGUGGAUAUGACUCGUUUUCAAAAGUUGGAAGUCCUUGAUUUAGGCGUCGAUAUGCUGUGCGGCCCCGCGUAUGAUCCGUCGAUGAGAGAUUUAGAAUGGGAUGAAACUGAGUCGGUUGGAAAUCCAGCCUGGCCCAGACUGAUCGAUAUGUUGCCAGCGUCUCUUAAAAGGUUCAACUUGUAUCUCGAGACCUUCGAUGAGGAUCAUCUGAAAUGCAUCUCUCAUUUAAUUGAGGGUCUUUCAGAUGCUCGGACCACAAAAUUGCCUCAUUUAAAUAACAUGAGCCUUUUUGUACGUAUGGAUUCUCCGAAAAUUCCGGAUAUGGCACUUGAGGUUUUGAAUGAUGCGAAGAAAAGCGGGUUCUCAAUCCUGAAGUUUGCUACAUCUAUCCCUCUUCUAUAA
Molecule: messenger RNA, 792 nt
Organism: Aspergillus oryzae RIB40
Lineage: Eukaryota; Fungi; Ascomycota; Eurotiomycetes; Eurotiales; Aspergillaceae
Exons: 1
Coding region: 1-792 (263 amino acids)
Source: RefSeq, a predicted model, not a curated record